AUGGUCGUCCCAUAUAGCGGUCAUUCCACGUUUACGCGCAAUGAGACCGAUGGAAUGGAACAUUGGCCUGCGGAUGAACGUCAUAAAUCAUUGCCUGUGAAGAAGAAGCAGGGAAGGGGAAACAAAAAGCCCCAAGUUCACGACACUCGACAUUGGAAUCAUCCUUCUCUCGAUUACGGAACCUUUGGUGGAGCGACCCUCGUGUCACCCGACGGACGGCUAGCUUGGACGACCGUUGUCGAUACAUCGAAUGCUCGAAGAGUGACACCAGUUGGGGCAGGGCGUUGUGUUUUUCCUGCCACUCGGUCUGUGAAUCCGACGCCAAGCCGUCUUACGCAGUGGAGACGAAUCGAAGAAGGGCUCAACUUCGUUAGAACAUGUUUCCCGGACGCCGAUUUCCCUGCGGAGCUCAUCAAGGCGGAAUUCCAGUCCGAUGAACGACGAAACCGAGAGUUGCAAAUCUACGAUCCUUUGAGAGGCAGUCUCAUUGGUAUUGUACCGUCUUCCAGCACCCCUCAAACAUCACUGGUCCUCUUUCCGAUGGGAGAAAUCAAUGAUGAAUUGAAUAUUUCAUUUAUAUCCGCCACUGAUUCCGACUCGACUUUUCACGCGUCUGGAUAUGCCGCGUCCAAGUUUGAGACACCCAUUCUCCAGAUCUCGACCCCAAAUGUAUCAAAUUCAUCUCUGAAGCGUGGUACCAAUCUUGUUUUAGUUAAAACAUUCUCCGCAACAUCUCUGUUGAGCAUUGAGUUGGCAGAUGAAGCCACCGAUCUGAAGGCCACAAGGGAGGUAGACAUAUUUUCUGAUGACGUGGGAGGCAAAUGCGUAGUAGAUGCUGCAUUUUCACCCCAUGACUCGGAUAUCAUUGCUGUGAACACCUCUGGAGCACUUUACAACUGCAAAAUAUAUGAAGGAGCAAAAGCUGUGCGGCGCAUAGGGCUUAACCAAGUUCGUUUUGAGAACACAGAUGGGGAUCAAUUUUGGAGACUUCGUCCGUCUGACCAAGGCUACUUCUUAGCGUCAAGUAGCUGCAUUCAACAUCUCGAUUUCAGGUUGGGCUCUGUUGUAACAUCUUUUGACUCGUCAGAGCGAGAACAUCUCCUCACCAUUUCGACGACCUCGGAGCUCCUAUGGUUGGAUAAUCGGUACCCAAAAAAAGUGCUUCUGAGCUUUAAGCACAACCGAGCGCAUGAUAGAUCGCUCAAUGUCAAAACCGUGCAGUUGGACAGCGGCCCUCUGACUUUCCUAAGCUCGCUUAAAAACGGGCUCAUCACCAUUUAUGAUGUGUCUCGAGGAAACGAUAAUCUGAUUCACUGUCAUUCCGUUCCAACAUCUUUACCUCACGACGGAGAUAUGGGUGUGUCUGAGUCGGAAAGUUCAUUCUUUGUCCAGCCCGAUAGGUCCACCGUUUCCCUCUUGCGGCUCUCUGGACAAAACAGUCUCCACUGCCAGGACUUUGCUGUAUAUCACAAUGGCAUGGACGUACUUCCAAGACAGACUAGUGGCACUAGCCAUGAAUGGUCUGCGGAUGUGCAGAAACUAGCUCAAAGAGCAAAGGAACUUCAGCCUCAGUACGGGCCACUGAGCGCGAGGCAUUUCUCAGAGUUGAACCUACGGACUGCGUAUCUGAAAGUUUUCGUUACGAGGGAUGUUAAAGAGCAAGCUGCCUCUGAGGGUGAAUUUACCGUGAUGAUAGACAAGCUUUCUCAGUUUUGGCAAAGGACAAGUAAUUCUGAUAAGGCAAUGUUGACCUUGUAUGACGUCUGCCUUAGCGCUGACAAAGAGCCAGACGAGGACUCGCGAGCGGACUUUCUCACUGGUGGGCUGAUUAACUCGAAUCGUGGGUACAAAACGCUUGUACACAACGAGCUACCUGUCCAGGAAAUUACGAGUGGUGCACCAUGGUCUUGCGAUUUAAAGCCAUUUCUCUGCCGUAUGGGGCUUGGUCGCGUGGAUCACUGGCAGGAGAUGCAUGGUGCUCUGGAAGCUUUCAAUUUGUCUUACUCGGAUGAUGUCCCUGGGUCAUUCGUGCAACAAGAGGAGAAUUCACGAGAACAGCUUAUCCUCGAUUUGGCCCUUUCUAGCAUGGUAUUUUCAGCUCAGCCUAUUUCUAUAUCCAUUGCUCCGAUCCAGGUCGACGAUGUGGAGAGCAUGUCUCUUGCUGCAAAAGCUCUGACACUUGACGACGAUCUUCCCGAGAUUCAGUUUGGCUACCUGCGUCCAUAUCCCAAGCUUGGUAUGAACCAUUACCCUGAUACUUCCAGGGACAAAGACGCUGUUGCAGAACCUACACAGGAUGUGGAAUUUUCCAGUCCGCUGGGUGUGCGAUUGUUGCUGAGGGAGUGGGAGGUCGGAACGGACGUUGAGUCUUACACAUAUCAUGAUCCUUACAACACAAAAGGCGACGAUCCUAUCGCUCCCUCUCGAGAACGGGCACUCCCCACUGCACCAGUCGCUACGCAAACGACAACUACAACAUCACAACGCCCUCCGCUGAUUGUUGCAGGUUUCGAGCCUCGUCCACCUCCCAUUCAUGUUGCCCAGAAUCACUGGGGAAUGUUUAGCACCCAGCCUCGAGGCUUUAAUCUACAAACCGCAGAGCAUGAGAAUUAUCCUGAACCUUCUCAACCUUCCCAAGAGUUGAUGACAAGUACCCAAGUGUUACCUGGGCUGUACGGCGGUCGAAAUGUUCCGAAUAAGAAGCUUGUGAAGAAGAGGCUGGGCACACAGGGUCUGGUCGGCCAAAUAUGGGUAAUUUUGAUGACGCGUGACAUCCUCCGACACUCCUUCAAGCAUAUACCGAAUUGCCUUUGGAGAUCCCUAUCUCCUCUCCAGCUCUUCUUUCUGGCUCCAACUGAGAUCACGCCCAGCCUUUCUCGACACAGACUGGCAGAGGCACGAAACUGGACCUUUCGUCUGGUCCAGCAAGAAGAGCUAUGGAUGGAACAAGGAAAUAAGCCGGUGUUGGAUUCUUUGAAGUCGAGACUACAGACCACCAAGACAAGGAUGCCAGUGCUCAAGCUUGCUGGUAUCGUCUAUCGGGAAGAAGGAGUGACUGGCUUCUAUAGAGGUCUCUGGAUACCGCUUGUCACGAUUUCUUUUGUCCGUGAUAGAGCAUCUGAUGCUGCUCUCGCUGGCGGUCUCAGCGGUGCCUUGUCUGGAUCAUUGAUUUCAUUUACUAGUGCACCCUUCGAACUUGUCAAGGUUCGAAGGCAAUUGGAAUAUAGCAUAGCCGCAACUAAAGGCGUACAAAUGGUUAAACCCCCAAAUACUAUCGACGCUGUCCGAGAAAUUUUUCGAACUCACGGGCUGUCCGGGCCCUGGAUAGGGUUCCGUCUCCACUUUGGCGAAGUAAAGACCAAAGUUCAGCAACGUGCUUUAGCUGGCACUCCUCCGAAAGGAGUAUGGGAAACCCUCCGUCGCCUCGUGCGCGGUCCGGAUCCCAAAGAUCCAAAGCCAGUCCUUGCUGGCAUAGCACGUAUAUAUCGCGGUCUCGGCGUCAGUGCAGUGCGGAGCAUCACGACGCACGGGCUCCUCUGGACCAUCUUCGAUAUUACGUCGCAUUAUAUCGAUCAUCUACCCUGA
Suillus fuscotomentosus is the source of this 3585-nucleotide messenger RNA. RefSeq lists its product as uncharacterized. Gene Ontology annotation, molecular function: protein binding; transmembrane transporter activity. NCBI's taxonomy places the organism in Eukaryota, Fungi, Basidiomycota, Agaricomycetes, Boletales, Suillaceae. The transcript has 18 exons. The coding region runs from base 1 to 3585 and encodes 1194 amino acids. Gene Ontology annotation, biological process: transport. The record is from RefSeq and is a predicted model, not a curated record.